Limulus polyphemus (Atlantic horseshoe crab) is the source of this 616-nucleotide messenger RNA. RefSeq names its product four-domain proteases inhibitor-like. Gene Ontology annotation, molecular function: protein binding. The record is from RefSeq and is a predicted model, not a curated record. Bases 11 to 352 code for a protein of 113 amino acids. Lineage: Eukaryota; Metazoa; Arthropoda; Merostomata; Xiphosura; Limulidae. The transcript is spliced from 4 exons.
UCACAGGAAAAUGAAAUUUCACCAGGCCACAUUAUUCUUGUUCAUCGCAGUUGUGUGGGCAGUAAUUGCGCUCGCUUCUACCACUGUUCCCUGUCCUCUUCUUUACAACCCCGUUUGUGGGGCUGAUGGAGAAGUCUACAGCAACGAUUGUUUUCUACAUAAUGCGGGGGUGGAACUUGCAGAAUCCUGGGAAAUUUGCCGUGGUCACGAACUCUGUCCUUCUAUCUGUACUGAAGAGUACGACCCUGUCUGCUUUGAAGGCGAAAUUUACGAAAAUCGAUGUAAGAUGCAGUCCCUUCAUUGUGGACUACUCAUAGUUGAGGAUCCACUGGAAUAUUGCCUGGAAAAAUAGGUGGCGACACCAUCGUCAUCUGUCGAAAAAAUUCAAAACCUAGUACACUAGCACCAAAAUCACAGUACUUGUAAAUAAUAAACAAAUUAAUAGUAUAUCUAUGUUAUUUUUACAAGUUACGACGUUCACAAUAGGUUUUGAGGAAUAAUUUUUAUUUAAAUUGGUACGACGUUUCGAUCGCUGAUGCUGUCAUUCUCAAGCGUACCAAUCGAAACGUCGUACCGGUUUAAAUAUAGCUUAUUCCUCAACACUACUGUAACAACU